Messenger RNA from Nicrophorus vespilloides, 1836 nucleotides. RefSeq lists its product as uncharacterized. Gene Ontology annotation, cellular component: chitin-based extracellular matrix. The transcript is spliced from 5 exons. The coding region runs from base 20 to 1789 and encodes 589 amino acids. The record is from RefSeq and is a predicted model, not a curated record. Gene Ontology annotation, molecular function: structural constituent of chitin-based larval cuticle. Lineage: Eukaryota; Metazoa; Arthropoda; Insecta; Coleoptera; Silphidae.
GUUUCAUCGGUGAUGAUUAAUGCAGGUGUCUUCUAUUUUCGUAUUGGUAAUGGCAACAUUAUCAACGAAACUUGUUUCAUCUGAAGACUAUAAUGUUCAACAAGUUGAUGGUUCCUACGAGUUUGGGUAUGAUGGAAAGGAUUCGUUUCAUCAUAGCAAAGCUAAUAGGAAAAAUGUUGUUCGUGGAGAAUUUGGAGGAAGGAAUCCCCAAACAGGUGGAGUCGAUGUGACAUCUUAUACUGCCGGACCGAGAGGAUACAGACCUCGAGGAAAAAAUAUCGUACGAAAAUUCGAUCAGAAUCAAAACGGGCCAAGGCCAAUCGGGUCACGAGACGACCCGUACUUCGAUCCGAACGAAGAUCCCAGCUACAAUUUUUCUUUCAAAACCAGGACUUACUCACGAACUGAAGGUGCAAAUAGAAGGGGAGAUGUAACUGGAAAAUACACGUACGUCGAUGAUGUCGGUGAAAGACAUAACGUGGAAUACAUCGCGGGAAAGAAUACAGGAUUCCACGUGAAGACUCCAUUCCCUGACUCCAAUCCCAGAUCUUAUGGACCACUUUUCUUCAACGGAAGAGGACGACCAUUGCCCAGGGGACGCACUUCAAUUCAACGUGGUCUCGAUGGAAGUUACAGAUUCGUAUCCGCUGGACCAGAUCAGAGACGUACUGAAACGAGUGAUGCCAGUGGGAAUGUUAGAGGAUCAUACACUUACUUGGAUGAUAAAGGUGUGCAACAUUCGGUGCAUUAUAUUGCCGGACCAAAUAUCGGUUAUAGAGUAUUGAAGAACGUGAAGGGACCUCAUUUACCCACAGUUUAUCCAUUCGCCGGCCAAAAUAUUGUACCAUCAGACUUUUACGAUUAUUUAGAUAAGAAUACUCAAACCGAUAUCUUCGACACUGCCGCCAGUGGAAGACCGAAACCCGUCAAUAAUGGAAACAAAUAUAAUCCCAACGACGAUACAUUAAAUUUCGAUGAUGAUAAACCGAAUAGAAAACCUUUUGGCGGUUUCAAUAAGCCUACUUACGAAGACGACGGAGAAGAUAUUAGUGAUAUUGAUCAUUUAUUUAAAAAUCCUGGAAAUAAACCGAGCGCCAGCAAUAACAAUCCGUCGAGCACUUUGGGAAACGAUGAUUCCGUUGCAGAUGACGCUGAUGAUGGUGAUGAUGAUGAUCUGUUUAGCCCAAAUGCCCAAAAACCUAGCUACAAACCGAGACCAUCGCAAAAGCCAAUUUCAAGACCGCAAAAGCCAAUUUCAAGACCGCAAAAUAAUAAACCCAAUUAUGAUUUGGAUAAUAAUGAUGAUGAUGAUAGUUUGGACUCUGAUUUUGGAUUAUUCGGAUCGUCUUCCAACUCUUACAAACCAAAACCCACAGCCUCAAAACCUGCCCAAAGACCUCAAAAACCAAAACCUAGUUACAAUGAUUACGGUAAUGGAGGAGAUGAUGAUGAUAACAAUUCAAAAGAUUUUGGCCUUUUUGGAUCAACUUCGAGUAGCACCCAUAAACCGCCGACCCUGAGUAUAUCCAGUGAUAGAAAUAACAACAAACAGCACACGAUUGUAACGAACAUUGGUGACACUUUAUUCACCGUUCCUCCAGGUGUUUCUGUACAGGCCCACGUGCAAUCCAUAGAUCUCUUCCCCUACGAGUCCAAGGUACCUUCCCCCAGUGAUAUAUUUCGCGCAGAGGUGAGUUCAAAAUUGACCCAAAGAAAAGCAGAACUCGAGAUCACAACAGUUCCAUCCGCCACGGAAACAACGCCCGUUGAUAUCACGACGACGAAAUAGGACGAACAUAAUGAAAACACAAUUGAAUGAUCUUCGCGUUUAUGUAA